Molecule: messenger RNA, 621 nt
Organism: Cicer arietinum (chickpea)
Lineage: Eukaryota; Viridiplantae; Streptophyta; Magnoliopsida; Fabales; Fabaceae
Product: methyl jasmonate esterase 1-like
Biological process (GO): jasmonic acid metabolic process; salicylic acid metabolic process
Molecular function (GO): methyl indole-3-acetate esterase activity; methyl salicylate esterase activity; methyl jasmonate esterase activity
Source: RefSeq, a predicted model, not a curated record
AUGGUGGUUAGCCAUGGUGCAUGGUGUUGGUAUAAAGUGGCAACUAUACUUAAAUCAAUUGGUCAUAAUGUUACAACUAUUGAAUUGGGUGCUUCAGAUAUCAAUUCAAAACAAGUGCAAGAGAUUCAUUCAAUUUCAAAAUAUUAUGAACCUUUGAUGACAUUUAUGGAAUCUCUUCCUCUAAAAGAAAAAGUGAUUCUUGUGGGCCAUAGUCUUGGUGGAGUAUCCACUUCUGUUGCUAUGGAAAAAUUCUCAAAUAAAAUCUCAGUUGUAAUUUUUGUUACUGCAUAUGUGCUUAGUCAAAAUCUCACCUAUCCAAAUCUUCUUCAAGAGGAUUUGACCCUUGCAUUGUCCUUGGUGAAACCCGUACCAAUUUAUAAAGAUGUUAACUUAUCGUUGAAAGAAACAACAAUUACCAACCACAAAAAUUCAAGGGUGUCUAAAAUUUUUAUUAUAAGCAAAAGAGACAAUUUGAUAAGAGAGGAUUUACAAAUGUGGAUGAUUCAGAAAAGUGCUCCAUUUGCUAAAGUGACAUUCAUAAAGAAUUCUGAUCACGUGGUCAUGUUCUCUCAACCAAAGAAGCUUAGUUCUUUUCUUCUAAAGAUUGCACAAAAAUACUAG